GUUGUACGUUGUUUGUGUACGUUUCGGUUGGCACUAGCCCUACGUGUGUGUACAAAAUGUACACGCUGCAGCCUGAACACACAGUCCGUUCUACUCAACCAACACACACAAGUCUAACAAAAGCAACGCACACCGCUGUUAGUUUUUCACUGCGUUCGCAUUUCCAGUCAAAAUUUAACAUUCGAAUUGAUUGGAUGUAAUCCAUGAAUUAAGAGUGUUGAAUCUCUGUAGUCUUUUUUUUUUCGUUUGAUUUUCUCAUUGAACUUUUUCAUCCAUUCAACAAAUUCAAACGGUGACAAUUUUCGGUGUUCCAUGCAUUGUUCAUCACACUUUAGUGUGGAUUGAUUCAAUUCCGUAUGUGCUCCGUUUCGUACAACGAGAGUGACACCAAUUAGCCCACCACAACAUUUAUCAAAUUAACCGAAUGUGUUUGAUGUUCAUUGAGUGUGUGCUCUCUGCAUUGACAUAAACAAUGGACAGUUUUCAUUGGAAAAAACGAUCGAAUGUGUUGAAUUUGGCCAACAGCAUAUUUUUCUACGUUGCAUGGAAAUCGCAAUUCAAAUGAGCCACAAGUUGGAACCAGAACAAAUCAAAUUGAGAACAUUAUUUUUUCCUCUCUUUCAUUUCUAAACUGAGUAUUUAGUGCCUUGUGUCAGUGCAUUUUUUGAAAUUUGUUUGUUUGAAUCUAUAUAUAUUCGUUUAUCCCGAGAGAAACAAAGAGAAGAAAUUAAUUUUAUUCUAGUAAAAUAUUCUGUAUUCUAUUCGUGUUUGUUAAAUUUGAAUUUGUGUUCUGUGUGCGUGUGUAUAUCAAACAAUUGAGUUUGUUGGAUCAAUGAGCAUCGUUGCAUUUGAAUUGAAAUACGGUGCUAAGCUAGAAGAGGAAAAAAAAUAGAUAUAUAUAACGAGAUAAAUGGUGCAGCUGAUGAUUGACCGAAAUCCUAGUAACAUUCUGUUGUAACACAUUCAGUAUCAACUUCGAAUUGACAUGAAUGCGUUGAAUUGAAAGAAAAAAAACUUGGCCAUUUCGAUUUUAAUUUGGGAAAUUUCAAACAGUUCAGUUCUCAUUCAUUGUGAUAAUUAAAUAAACGACGACAGCAACAACAACAUCAACAGCAACGUUGACAACCGUUCAGAAGCUUUAGCAGCAACAUAGACCAGUGAAAUCAAAUACACAACAGGAUGAUUGUCGAUUCGCAGCUUGUGUGGGUGAGAGACUCAACGGAGGGCUACAUUUCGGGCCACAUCUCAGAAAUUGGACCAGCCGAAUUUGAAAUUGUUCCCAUAGACAGAAAGUAUCCAAAACGGAUAUGCUCAGUUGACGAUAUCUUUCCAUCAUGUGAUGGACCACAAGAUCAUGAUGACAACUGUGAGCUUUUGUUUCUCAACGAAGCCACAUUCUUAGAAAACUUGAAGACUCGUUAUUUUAAGGAUAAAAUUUAUACUUAUGUGGCGAAUAUUCUGAUUGCGCUGAAUCCAUAUAAGGAAAUCAAAGAUUUGUAUUCGGAUGCGGCCAUCAAACGGUACAAUGGAAAAUCGUUGGGUGAAUUACCUCCGCAUGUAUUUGCUAUCGCCGACAAAGCGAUCCGCGAUAUGCGCGUGUUGAAGAUUUCCCAAUCGAUAAUCGUGUCCGGCGAAUCUGGAGCUGGUAAGACUGAAUCAACAAAAUAUUUACUCAAGUAUUUAUGUCAUUCACUGGCGGCGGCCGGGCCCAUUGAGCAAAAGAUUCUCGAUGCAAAUCCAAUAUUAGAAGCGUUUGGCAAUGCUAAAACCACCCGAAAUAACAAUAGCUCACGGUUUGGCAAGUUCAUUGAGGUACAUUACGAUUCGAAAUGUCAAGUUGUUGGCGGAUACAUUUCACAUUAUUUACUGGAAAAAAGCCGUAUCUGCACUCAAAGCCAAGAGGAAAGAAACUAUCAUGUAUUUUAUAUGCUUUGCGCUGGCGCUCCUCAACACAUUAAAGAAAAACUUUGUCUGGGCAAACCGGACGAUUACAGAUAUUUGGCUGGAUGCACGCAGUAUUUUGCAACGGCAUCGACCGAUCGCAAAAUCUCACAAUCGAGCAAAUCAAAGGCUCACAUGGCCAAUGGACCGAUUAAAGAUCCGAUUUUGGAUGACUAUGAUGAUUUUCAGCAGUUGGACGAGGCAUUGUCGCGACUUGGCAUGAGCGAAACCACAAAAUUGGAGAUUUAUGCACUGGUCGCAGGCGUCUUGCACUUGGGCAAUAUCAGCUUUGAGGAGAAUCCAGAGGAUGUUCGCGGCGGGUGUCAAGUUUCAAAGUCAUCCGAACACACGCUAUCGAUCACAUCCAAACUGCUCGGUGUUGAUUCAUUCGAGUUGCGCCAAGCCUUAGUCUCACGUGUUAUGCAAAGCAAAGGCGGUGGUAUAAAGGGAACGGUUAUUAUGGUCCCAUUGAAAAUCUACGAAGCAAACAAUGCUAGAGAUGCUCUGGCAAAGGCACUAUACAGCCGUUUAUUCGAUCGCGUCGUUGCCAACAUCAAUCAGAGCAUUCCAUUUAGCUCUUCCACCUACUACAUCGGUGUGCUGGAUAUUGCCGGUUUCGAGUAUUUCACCGUUAAUUCAUUUGAGCAAUUUUGUAUAAAUUACUGUAACGAAAAACUUCAGAAAUUCUUCAACGACAACAUUUUGAAGCACGAACAAGAGUUGUAUCGCCGUGAAGGAUUGAAUGUACCAGAAAUUCAAUUCACUGACAACCAGGAUAUUAUUGAAUUGAUCGAAUCAAAAUCGAAUGGAAUUUUCACGUUGCUCGACGAAGAAUCAAAAUUACCAAAGCCGUCUUUCGAUCACUUCACAUUGGAAGUGCAUAAGGCUUGGAAUGGACACUUCCGAUUGUCACUGCCAAGAGCAUCGCGACUCAAGGCCCACCGAACCUUACGCGAUGAAGAAGGUUUUCUCGUUCGACACUUUGCCGGUGCUGUUUGUUAUAAUACGAAUCAAUUUAUUGAGAAGAAUAAUGAUGCGAUGCACGCAUCGCUGGAGGCAUUGGUGCAAGAGUCGGCAAAUCCAUUGAUAAAGCAUUUAUUCUCCGGAAAGAAUAGCAACGCAUCUUCCAAGGGAAAAUUGAACUUUAUUUCAGUUGGAUCCAAGUUCAAAACACAGCUGAGUGAAUUAAUGGAGAAACUCGAACAAAAUGGAACGAAUUUCAUUCGUUGUAUCAAGCCAAACAGUCGAAUGGCCGAUCGUGAAUUCGAGGGAAGUUUGGCAUUGACGCAGCUCAAUUGUUCAGGCACAACAUCGGUGCUAGAGCUUAUGGAAUACGGUUAUCCAUCGCGUGUUCCAUUCGGUGAACUGUACAACAUGUACAAAAAGUUUUUGCCGCCUGAGCUCGUAAAAUUAGAGCCAAAAGUGUUCUGCGAAGCAAUGUUACAUUCGCUAAAACUCAAUCGCAAAGACUUUAAAUUUGGAAUCACCAAAGUCUUCUUUCGACCGGGAAAAUUCGUCGAAUUCGAUCGCAUCAUGAAAUCGGAUCCAGAAAAUCUGAAAGCAAUCGUUGCAAACGUAAAGAAAUGGUUGGUACGCUCGAGAUGGAUAAAAUCCGCAUUCGCCGCAAUAUGCGUAAUCAAAUUGAAAAAUCGUAUAAAAUACCGCAACAAGUGUGUAUUAUACAUUCAGAAGAUUGUACGUGGUUUUCUUGCACGUAAACAACAUCAGCCGCGUUACCGUGGUAUCAUCAGGAUAAAAUCGCUCAAAGAGAAAUUGCGACGAUCAACGGAUAUUGUGAACCAGGUAAGGGGCAGCAAAGAUGCAAUUAUGAAGCAAGCAAACGAUGUUGAACACCUGAUCAAUGGCUAUGUGAAAAACAUUCAAAACGAUAGCCGCAUCAAUCCAAAGACCAUCGAUAAAAUGUACAAUGACAUCAUCACCAAAAUCGAUAGCUAUAACAAUUCGUUGCAAUCCGAACUGAAGAAACAACGGCAAGCCGAAGAGCAAGAUCGAUUGCGUAAGAUUCAAGAGGCCCUUGAGCUCGAACGUAAGCAAAAGGAAGAAGAAGAGCGCCGAAUACGCGAAGAAGAAGAGAACCGAAGAAAGAAAAUCGAAAUGGAAGCAAAACGCAAAAUGGAAGAAUUGGAACGAAAACGCCAAGAAGACGAAGACCUUCGGGCAGCUGUUGCAUUACAGAAUAUUUUCCAGGCGCAACUAGAGAAAGAAGCCCAAGAGGAUAACGAAUAUCGUCAGCAGCUUGAGCAAGAGCGUCGCGAUCAUGAGCUAGCUCUGCGUUUGGCUGAAGAGACCAACAGUCAAGUUGACGAUAGCCCGUUGCUGAUGAGAAACGGUAGGAGUGAUGUGACCUCGCUGAAUAAUUCAAAUCGUCUAAUCAGAUCGGAGAAUGUUCGGGCACAACAGCAAAUGAACGGACGACAAAAGCAUGAUUUAUCCAAAUGGAAAUAUUCCGAGCUGCGAGAUGCAAUCAACACCUCGUGUGACAUCGAAUUGCUGGAGGCAUGUCGCCACGAGUUCCAUCGUCGCUUAAAAGUGUACCAUGCAUGGAAGGCCAAGAAUCGCAAACGAACCACGAUGGAUGAGAAUGAACGAGCACCACGCAGCGUUAUGGAGGCAGCAGCCCGAUCACCAAUGCGUGUUCAACCGAAGCAGGAAAUUAUCUUUUCCACACAUCGUUACUUCCGUAUCCCAUUCUUGCGAGCGAGUUCGAAUCAAAACGAAAAUGAUGCAAACCAAAAUGGUUUGAACACUGACACCAACAAGCGUGGCUUGUGGUAUGCUCAUUUUGAUGGGCAAUACGUCGCAAGGCAAAUGGAAUUGCAUGCAGAUAAACCGCCGAUAUUGUUGAUUGCAGGUGUUGAUGACAUGCAAAUGUGUGAAUUAAGCUUGGAAGAAACUGGAUUGACCAGAAAACGCGGCGCUGAAAUACUUGAGCAUGAAUUCAACAAGGAAUGGGAACGACAUGGCGGUAAACCAUAUCGGAAUUUAGGCUCUGCACAUUAGGCCCAGGUUCUUCUUAAGAACUUUACACAUUCGUCACUUAUUUUCUGGAUUCAUUUGACUUUUCCUACUUUUAAUAUUAUCACAACACGUUUGUGAUCGUUACAUACAAAAAAAAAAAUGAAUUGAACACUGAAUUUAUAAUUUUGCUUUACAAAGUGAUUAUAUAUGAAUUUUUUUCUCUCGUUUGUUCACGUACAUUUUAGUGAAGAAGAAAAUUUUAAAAGAAAGAUUGUAGAUACUAUGGAAAAACCAACAAAUUUAAUAAUUAGACUAACCACAGUGAAUUUGUUUUUAAUCAAAUUUAUUUAUAAAACAAAACAAAACAAAAAAAUGAUAAGACAAAAACCUUAUUUUGCGUUUGAAGUUGUGACCUUUUUUUAUAUUCACAUAUAACAUAUAUUUCCAUAUGUAUGUUUUACAAUUCAACAAUAAUUAUCACACACAAUCAUUGUUAAAUGUAAUUCAAAUGUAGACAAUUACACAGAAAAAAAAAUCAACAACAACAACAACAAAACAUAAAUUAUAUUUAUUGAAAAAUCCUAAAUGAAUAAAGAUGUUAGUUUGAACACCAAU
Messenger RNA from Sitodiplosis mosellana (orange wheat blossom midge), 5535 nucleotides. It is a transcript of the gene jar, whose product is annotated as myosin heavy chain 95F. Bases 1180 to 4962 code for a protein of 1260 amino acids. Gene Ontology annotation, molecular function: ATP binding; microfilament motor activity; actin filament binding. Gene Ontology annotation, biological process: actin filament organization; vesicle transport along actin filament; endocytosis. The transcript is spliced from 20 exons. Lineage: Eukaryota; Metazoa; Arthropoda; Insecta; Diptera; Cecidomyiidae. The record is from RefSeq and is a predicted model, not a curated record. Gene Ontology annotation, cellular component: cytoplasm; endocytic vesicle; myosin complex.